This is a messenger RNA of Procambarus clarkii (red swamp crayfish), 1167 nucleotides long. NCBI's taxonomy places the organism in Eukaryota, Metazoa, Arthropoda, Malacostraca, Decapoda, Cambaridae. The record is from RefSeq and is a predicted model, not a curated record.
GUGUGUGUCAGUGUCGAUUGUGCGGGUGUGCAGAGAGGAGGUCACCGCUCGCGCCUCCCUCCGCGUUCACUAAACUCUCCUUCGGCGUUCUCUCGGCCCUUUAAAAAGAGUAUGACUCAAUCGGUGGCUUGGCGACUGGCGUUGUAGCAAAGUUAUAAUAUACAAAGUCGGGAUUUUGUAUUAAUUAAACGUGUUUUUUGGGGGGAAUUGAGGAUAAUUCUUCAUAGCCGCAUGGAGUGUCAGGUGCUUGGCGGUGCAUGGUUGCCCUCUCAAACACCGUCUUCGUGGCGUGUCUGAGACACUGGUGCCGAGGACGACUUGAACUGGUGGCGACGUGAAGUAACACACGAGCCGCUGAGCCCUUGGUGAGAGAUACAUCUCAACACCAGCACGUGCUUGUCAACACAUUCCACGGAUGUUAUCGUGUGAGCGAGCCAAGGCGAGGCUCUUGACUAGUUCAGCUGGUGCACAGUAACUCAGAUGGUUGCUGCCGUAUGUGUGGCAGGUGGUGGUGGUAGCCCAGACUAUUGAUUGCGGUGGAAGUCCAGUUGGUACGCCAGAGGCCCAAGUUCUGCCAGUAGAACAAACACCUUCAGUCAUAACAAACAUGUUGCAUAACCUUGUUGCGUACAGCUUGGCACCAGUAUAGUACUGUCGUGUAAGAUCAGGAACCUUUAAUAAGUCGCUAGUGACGUUUAGUAGAAGAGGAGCAGAAGUAGGUGUGUGUCCAGAAGGGCGAGCAUCACCUUAGCCACCAUGUCACUGGCAGAGACCUGCCUGCCGGAGGGCGAGGCCCUCAAGAGCCACCAGCCGCCUCAGGACUCUGCUGACGGCGAGUCCAUCAUGCUGCUGGAGCCUAGACCCUUCAGGCCCUUUAAAACCUCCGAAGAGUACCUGUACGCCAUGAAAGAGGAUCUGGCCGAGUGGCUCAAUAAUCUCUACAGCAUGGAUAUAAACGUCGACAGCUUCUUUGAACGACUCGACACUGGCGAAGUCCUCUGCGCGUUAUCCGGAAAAAGCCUGCAGGUACCUGACGUAUCCAGAAAACCUCCGGAAUUCCCAACCAGUCGUAUAUUAUGUGGUGUAGUAGAGUGGGAAGCCGACCCUUGGGGGCCGUGGAGCAGACGGCUCUUCCACCAAGAGCCGUCUUGACCCCUCACAAAAACG